Messenger RNA from Paramecium tetraurelia, 1368 nucleotides. RefSeq lists its product as uncharacterized. The transcript is spliced from 7 exons. The record is from RefSeq and is a predicted model, not a curated record. Lineage: Eukaryota; Ciliophora; Oligohymenophorea; Peniculida; Parameciidae.
AUGGGCAAUUGUUAUGAUUCAAGAAAGAACACAGUAGUCUUAGCAUUUGAUUAAGCUGAAUAUACUCAAUUGGAUCAAUAAUUUCAAUAUUACUGUGAAUUAAGUAGUGAAACUCGUGAUACUAAGUAACUCAAUUAACGAUCCUUCGAGGAUAUCUUCUCAGAAAAUCCUGCCUUUGGAAUCAAGUUAUUUAAGUUCCUUGAAUUGUACAGUGGAAGUGAUGGUUUUGUGAGGAAGGAACCCUUGUUUGAAUUCUUGGAGCUGUUAGUGAAGGAUGUUCAAACUUCGGUUCCAGCCUUCAAGAACCUAGAAAGAUUUGAAUUGAUGUCCUUGAUUACUUUGCAGAACUAUAGAUAUGUAAAAUCAAAAGAAGAGUUGGCCCAAUUGCAAUUAACUUAUCUUGACACUCUCAGUGUCAUCAAAGAUAUUAUCAAAAUGUAUCAACAUGCUCAGAAGAACGCACCAACUAAUGAGAAAUACAUUAAAUCAUUAGUAGAUUAACUCUAUAAAAAUGAAUCAGGUUCCUUGUCUUGGGUUUAGUUGAUGGACUUCAUUUCAAAGUAGAUGCCAGGAACUAAAUAUCUUAUCAAAAAGUAUUUUUAAGCUAAAUUUAUGGGAAAACAAUUUAAUAAUACCAUUCCAGUUGUCAAUACUCCAUCAUAUUUUGUAACCGAUGAAUUGUUUUUCCAAUUAUUAUUGAGUACCUAAUCGGUGCUUACUGAUUGCAAUUAAUUAACCUUGUUAUAUUCAAGUGUUGCACAUCAAGGGGGGUUUAAUCAAAUGGUUCAAUCACUCAAAGAUUGUAAAUUACCUACGAUUAUGUUUUUUUAACAUGAAGAAAAAUAUGAAUAGAAGACUAAAUAAUAGAUAUUUGGAGCUCUAACGAAUCUUAGAUGGUAUGACACCAGAUAAUACUUUGGAACCAAGAAGGAUUGCAUUUUCUGUCUCUAUCCUCAUUUUAAGAUUUAUAGAUCCAAAAGAAGAGGAGAAUAAAACUACUGUUUUCUUGAUUCCAAUAAGGGAAUUGGAUUUGGGGGUAAAAAUGGAGAGGGGUGCAGAAUCUGGAUUGAUAAAGACUUACAGAAUUCCUAUUGCACUCAAACAGAUGAUUCAUAUGAAAAUGGACCUCUAAUUCUACCCUAUGUGAAGAAAUUGUAAAUUAACAUCAUUGAAAUUUGGGCUAUUUAACACCCUACUGAUGAAAAUGAUGAAAAUUUUGAUAUAAAAAUAGAUUUGAAGGAUCCACUCUUGUAACAAUCAGAUGAGGUCUAGUUUCCAAAUUCCAAUGCUGAUUUCUAUUGGGUCUAACAACAGAAAAAAGUGCAAAGUAAUUCAGGAUUUUAUUGGGAAAAUAGUAAUGUAAGUUGA